AUGGAGGGCAGGGGCAGUGGCAGCGACCUUGAAAUCGAAAGGCCGCAGGAUCAGAAGCAGCCACUCCUACCUCUGAUCGUCCCUAAUACAAAACUCAGGCCAGGCGGCUCCAAAAGAGAUCCACUCCCCCGGAUGGCUUCUUGCUUCUGCUUCUGCUUCCGCCGCCGCCCAAUCAUUGCCUGCUUUGUUCCCUUGUUCCUCCUCGUCUCCUUCCUCGCCUCGGCUUCGGCCUCGGCCUCGGCCGCUUCCGUGACGACAACGAAGCUAGGCAGCGGCAAUGCCACGCGGCGGGUGGCGUUCAGCUCGGAGGAGGAGCUGCGCCGGUUCCGGAGCAUCACGGCCCGGCUUGCGAGGCUCAGGGACGCGUCCAGUCCCGACGGCGACGUCAUCGACUGCGUGCCGGCGCACCUGCAGCCGGCGUUCGAGCAUCCCAAGCUGAGGGGCCACAAGCCAGAGAGCGAGCCCGCGGAGAGGCCAAGGGGCAGUGGACAUUUCGACAUUGAUCAAGACGAGGUCGACGACCCAUUGCCGCAGGUGUGGCGGCGCUCCGGCGAGUCGUGCCCAGAGGGGACGAUACCAGUGCGGCGGACCACGGAGGACGACGUCCUCAGGGCCAGCUCUUCCGCCACCUGCUUCGGGAUGAAGGCCCGUGGCGGCGGGUUCGCGCGGCGCGACUCCACCGGUGGCGGCCACGAGCACGCGGUGGGGUACGUGACCGGCGGGCAUUUCUACGGCGCGAAGGCGAGCCUGAACGUGUGGCCGGCGCAGGUGGCGUCGCCGGCGGAGUUCAGCCUGUCGCAGAUCUGGGUCAUCUCCGGCGCCUUCGGCAACGACCUCAACACCAUCGAGGCCGGCUGGCAGGUCAGCCCUCAGCUCUACGGCGACAACAGCCCCAGGUUCUUCACCUACUGGACAGACGACGCGUACCAGGAGACGGGCUGCUACAACCUGCACUGCUCGGGGUUCGUGCAGACCAGCAGCCGCGUGGCCAUCGGCGCCGCCAUCUCGCCCAUCUCCACCUACGCCGGCCGCCAGUUCGACAUCACGCUGCUCAUCUGGAAGGACCCGCGCCGGGGCCACUGGUGGCUGCAGCUCGGCUCCGGCGGCUUCGGAUCCGGCGGGCUCGUCGGCUACUGGCCCUCCGCGCUCUUCACGCACCUCGGCUCCCGCGCCGACAUGGUGCAGUUCGGCGGCGAGGUCGUCAACGCGCGCCCCGCCGGCGCGCCACACACGCCCACGCAGAUGGGGUCCGGGCGGUUCCCGCCCGAAGGGUACGCGCGCGCCGCCUACUUCCGGAACGUGCAGGUCGUCGACUGGGACAACAGCCUCGUCCCGGCGGCUGGGCUCCGACUACUCGCUGACCGACCGGGGUGCUACGACAUCGCCGGUGGCAGCGGCGGCGCCUGGGGCACCUACUUCUAUUACGGUGGGCCCGGCAGGAACGCACGGUGUCCGUAG
Miscanthus lutarioriparius is the source of this 1458-nucleotide messenger RNA. The record is from the annotation of a GenBank genome assembly. Lineage: Eukaryota; Viridiplantae; Streptophyta; Magnoliopsida; Poales; Poaceae.